GAACUGUUUUAAAUUUCUUCCUCUUCCCUAUUAAGGAAAAAAAUGGGAUUUCUUCCAUGUCCUUUGUCUUGUCAAUCAAAGAAAAAACUAUCAGGUUCUUCUGAGCAAACUCAGUCUAGACAUCUUUCCUCAGAUUCUUCAUCUUCAUUAAUAUCAUUAUCAUCAAGAUCAUUCUCAUUAUCAUUAUCAUCAAGGUCAUGUUCUUCCUUCAACUCACAGCCAAGUUUGCCGUCAAUUCCUUCUCUUUCAAUACCAUCCUCUCAAGUUGAACAUCUCUCAAACACAUUCCACCACUGCUUAGACACACUAACAGGUCAUUCUUCCAACAUAUUUUGCCUAUCACUUGCCGGAAAACACCUCUAUAGAGGCUCUUCCAAUGGCGAAAUUCUUGUAUGGGACAUAAACCAUGUAAGACAGGACAGUUAUUUAAAAGAAAACAUAGUAUCCCAUAGUGGAAGUGCAGUCAAAUCUAUUGUCAUAAUGGGAGAUAACCUCUUCAGCGCUCACCAAGAUCAUAGAAUCCGAGUAUGGAAAAUCGACAAUGACACACCUAAUAGAAAUUACAAGUGUAUUUCCACCUUACCAACGAUCAACGAUCGUUGUAUGAAGCUAUUUUGGACAAGGAACUACAUACAAGUUCGCAGACACAAGAAAUGCACAUGGAUACAUCACGUAGACACGGUGUCAGCUUUAGCCUUAUCAAAAGAUGGGUCUUUGCUUUACUCUGCUUCAUGGGACAGGACAUUUAAGGUUUGGAGAAGUUCAGACUUCAAAUGCCUGGAAUCAGUAUGGAAUGCACAUGAUGAUGCGAUCAAUUCCAUAGUCGUAUCAAAUAAUGGACAUGUUUACACUGGUUCAGCAGACAAGAAGAUCAAAAUAUGGACUAAACAAGAAGGGUCCAAUAAACAUUCCCUUAUGACUACACUAGAGAAGCACAAAUCAGCAGUAAAUGCUCUGGCUCUUAGUACUGAUGGUUCUGUUUUAUACUCUGGUGCUUGUGAUAGGUCCAUAAUUGUGUGGGAGAAAUUACUAGUGUCAGGGGCAUUAAGAGGACAUAAAAAAUCAAUUUUGUGUUUGGCUGUGGUGUCAAAUGAUUUGGUAUGUAGUGGAUCAGCUGAUAAAACAGUGAGAAUAUGGAAAAGAGGAUUUGGAAAAAGUUAUUCAUGUUUGGCUGUGUUUGAAGGACAUAGAGGUCCAAUUAAGUGUUUGACUGCAACUUUAGAUAGUCAAAAGGAUGAUGACGAUUCUUGUUCUGGAAAUUCUUACCUGGUUUAUAGUGGUAGUUUGGAUUGUGAUGUUAAGGUUUGGAAACUUUGGGUUCCUAAUAAUUACCUCUAG
Molecule: messenger RNA, 1338 nt
Organism: Solanum dulcamara
Lineage: Eukaryota; Viridiplantae; Streptophyta; Magnoliopsida; Solanales; Solanaceae
Product: protein JINGUBANG
Exons: 2
Coding region: 43-1338 (431 amino acids)
Molecular function (GO): protein binding
Source: RefSeq, a predicted model, not a curated record